Tarenaya hassleriana is the source of this 2523-nucleotide messenger RNA. Its product is annotated as protein NRT1/ PTR FAMILY 6.1. Lineage: Eukaryota; Viridiplantae; Streptophyta; Magnoliopsida; Brassicales; Cleomaceae. Gene Ontology annotation, biological process: transmembrane transport; oligopeptide transport. The coding region runs from base 238 to 2133 and encodes 631 amino acids. Gene Ontology annotation, cellular component: membrane. The record is from RefSeq and is a predicted model, not a curated record. Gene Ontology annotation, molecular function: transmembrane transporter activity. The transcript is spliced from 5 exons.
CUAUCCUACGACCCUCUUUUUUUCCCGGUUUGGUCCGAUCAUUUAAUUUUAUUGACCAUUUAUUUCCACCUACGAAUAUUUUACUUUAGUUAGUAAAUAUUUAAAAUGGUUCGUCUCCGAUAUAUAGUUGGUCAAAUCAUUCUCUUGCGACAUUCCAUUCCAUGCACCGCCAGAUUAAAAACCUUUAGAUUCGUGAUCUUUACAACUGUUCUUGGUGAGUUGUGAGGAUUCGAAUUCAUGGGUAUUACGGAGAUGAAAUCUCCGGCGAGUGAUUCUCGAUCUCCGGCCAUCUUCGCCGAUAAUGGAGGCUCCAGCUCGUCCGUACAGAGGAAAAAGCUGAAUGUGUUCUUCGUCGAGUCCGAUAACAGACGCUCGGCUCUCGGCCGUGGGUUCACUGGAGGGACAACUCCGGUGAACAUCCACCGCCAACCCAUCUCCGAUCUCUCGAAAACCGGCGGUUGGAUGGCGGCUCUGUUCAUCUUCGGAAAUGAGAUGGCAGAGAGAAUGGCUUAUUUCGGGCUAUCGGUGAAUAUGGUGGCGUUCAUGUUCUACGUAAUGCAUAAGCCAUUCUCGAGUUCAUCGAACAUCGUCAACAACUUCCUCGGCAUUUCCCAAGCUUCCUCUGUCCUCGGAGGGUUCUUGGCCGACGCGUACUUGGGUCGGUACUGGACAAUCGCUAUCUUCACGACGAUAUAUCUCGCCGGUUUGAUAGGUAUAACCCUCUGUGCUUCGCUGAAGAUCUUUGGACCAGACCAGACCAACUGUGACCAGCACUCCUUGCUCCUCGGAAAAUGCGAACCGGCAAAACCGUGGCAAAUGUUGUACCUAUACGCGGUUCUGUACUUAACCGGGUUCGGAGCUGCGGGUAUAAGGCCAUGUGUCUCCUCGUUCGGGGCAGACCAGUUCGACGAGAGGAGCAUAAACUACAAAACCCAUAUCGAUCGGUUCUUCAACUUCUUCUAUCUGUCUGUAACGUUUGGCGCCAUCAUGGCCUUCAGUUUGGUGGUCUAUAUCCAGAUGGAGUUCGGUUGGGGAAUGGCUUUCGGCACAUUAGCCAUAGCCAUGGGGAUUUCGAACGCUCUGUUCUUCGCCGGCACGCCUCUUUACAGGCAUAGACUGCCCGGUGGUAGCCCUUUGGCUCGGGUGGCUCAGGUUUUAGUCGCGGCCUUCCGUAAACGCGAUGUUCCUUUCACGAGCAGCGAGUUCAUCGGGCUCUACGAGGUUCCGGGCAUCAAAUCUGCAAUCCCGGGCAGUCGGAAAAUCGCUCAUACUGAUGGUUUCAGAUGGCUGGACAAAGCAGCACUCCAGCUGAAAGAAGAUGGGUUGGAGCCGUCUCCAUGGAAGCUCUGCACAGUGACGCAGGUCGAGGAAGUGAAGAUUCUGAUCAAACUGAUCCCGAUCACGGCCUGCACCGUAAUGUUCCAUCUCGUCUUGACAGAGUACCUCACGCUCUCGGUGCAACAAGUUUAUACGCUCAACACGCACAUUGGACGCCUCAAGGUUCCAGUGACGUCCAUGGCCGCCUUCCCGGGUCUCAGCAUCUUCAUCUUUCUCUCCCUUUACUACUCCGUCUUCGUCCCGAUCAUCAGAAAAAUCACCGGCCAUCCUAACGGUGCCUCGCAGCUUCAACGGGUGGGCACGGGCCUGGCGAUUUCGAUCCUGUCCUUGGCUUGUGCAGGACUGUUCGAGGGCUACAGAAGAACCUACGCGAUAAAACACGGGUUUGAGCUCAAUUUCCUGUCCCAGAUGCCCGAUCUGAGCGCAUACUGGCUGCUGAUUCAGUACUGCUUGAUCGGUAUCGCCGAAGUUUUCUGCAUUGUAGGAUUAAUCGAAUUCCUCUACGAGGAAGCUCCGGACGCGAUGAAGAGCAUAGGAUCGGCUUACGCUUCUCUUGCCGGCGGAUUCGGCUGUUUCGCCGCCAGCAUUCUGAACAGCAUCGUUAAGGCAGCGACCCGCGAACCGGACGGGGGUUCGUGGCUAUCGCAGAACAUAAACACCGGAAGAUUCGAUCUUUUGUAUUGGCUGCUCACUGGUCUGAGCUUGUUGAACUUCAGUGUUUUCCUCUGGUUUGCUCACAGAUAUGAGUAUAGAGCCGUGGAAGGUGAGGAAGAGUCUACACCAAUGUUUCAAUAGAGAGACAGAGCAAGAAUCUGGCUUGUGUCUCUCUGUUACUGGUUUCACAUUCUUUUCUCUCCUCUGCCUUGUAAUGGAUCUGAACUGAGAUUCAAGACAUGGAUUCUCCAAUAGGAUCUACUCUUGUUUGGGAAUAUUACCGAAAGUUUACCGAAUCAAACGAAAACAGAAUCACAAAACAUAGUUUUUUCUCCAUAUAAUUCCCGAUUAUUGCGGAUCUUUUACAUUCUCGGGUUUUGAUCCGUUUCUUCUCUAUACAAAAUCCUAAGAGAGAGGAAACUUACAGUUCUCUGGUCUCCUUUCCAUGCAUCGGAAAUAUACCGAGGAAGGUUAUAGUUGUUGCUUUCUCCAGACUGAAGUUCUCGAGUCUUUAAGAUGACGAGAAAAUGG